Molecule: messenger RNA, 366 nt
Organism: Vicia faba (fava bean)
Lineage: Eukaryota; Viridiplantae; Streptophyta; Magnoliopsida; Fabales; Fabaceae
Source: the annotation of a GenBank genome assembly
AUGGCUCCUACAAAGUCAGAUGGCCAAGUGAUUAAGAAGAAAGGAAAGAAGAUUAGAACAACUGCGAAAUUUCACCGGCCAAAGACUCUAUCGAAGGACAAAAACCUAAAGUAUCCUCGCAUUAGUGCAACCCCAAGAAACAAGUUGGACCACUAUCAAAUACUUAAAUUUCCUCUAACUACCGAGUUUGCAAUGAAGAAGAUUGAAGAUAACAAUACCCUUGUUUUUAUUGUCGACCUGCGUGCUGACAAGAAGAAAAUUAAAGAUACUAUGAAGAAAAUGUACGAUAUUCAGGCCAAGAAAGUGAACACUUUGAUCAGGCCUGAUGGUACAAAGAAAGCCUAUGUGCGGUUGACUCCAGAUUAG